Tetrahymena thermophila SB210 is the source of this 924-nucleotide messenger RNA. Its product is annotated as vacuolar protein sorting-associated protein. The record is from RefSeq and is a predicted model, not a curated record. Lineage: Eukaryota; Ciliophora; Oligohymenophorea; Hymenostomatida; Tetrahymenidae. The transcript has 7 exons. Gene Ontology annotation, cellular component: endosome. Gene Ontology annotation, biological process: intracellular protein transport.
AUGAACUAGUAAGAAUUAGAUGUUGGAUUGACUAUUACAUUUGAUAGGGCUAACUCAACUUAUAAAUAAAAUGAUUGGGUAACAGGUAAAGUUAAAUUAGAAGGAGAUGUAGAAAAUAGUAAAUUUGAAAUAUAUGGUUUAAAGAUUAAAGCAGAAGGAACUCUUUAGGCUUAAAAUAAGGCUAGCAAUAGAGAUUUAGAAGCUGUUAGUGCACAUUUAAUACCUUUAAAGCUUUUUACUCAUGAGUCAAGCAUAGCUGAAAUGCAAUAUGUAGAUAAAGACAAUUGUGAAUUUACUUUUAAAUUUAAGCUUAUGGCAAAUGAAGGUGAAAAGUUGAUUGAAACAUAUGUAGGAGUUUAUGUCACAGUUGGAUAUGAAAUACAAGCAGAAUUAAAACUAGCAAAUUAUCAAAUAGUAAAGGAAACUUAAAACUUUUUUGUCUAAGUCAAUGGAGCAGGGAGAGAUAUGUUAAAUACAGAUAAAUAUCCUAAUCCUUAGAGUAUUAGCAUUAAUCCAGAUAAGCUAAAAUAAGGUAGUAUGGAAAAAAUGCCAAGAAUAAAAAUACAAGGUGUCAUUAAUUCAGAUGUUUGUAUGAUAAACAAUGAUUUCACAGGUUAAUUUGAGUUAGAAGAAUGUGAAGGAAAAAUAAGAAGUAUAGACCUUUAACUCAUCAGAGUUGAACAAGUCAGUAAUGCAAAAGGAAAGUUUUAGGAAGCAACUGAAAUUUAACUGAUUUAAGUUUGUGAUGGCAACAUUACUAAAGGUAUUGAAAUUCCACUAACAAUGAUGUUCCCAAAAUAUUUCUGUUGUCCUAAUUUCUAGUGGAAAGAUUUUACUGUGGAAUUUGAAGUUAACUUCAUAGUUAUCCUAUAUGAUGCAUUUAAAAUUACUCUUAACUAUCCUAUAAAGUUAUUAAGAAAUUGA